AUGACGGCUAAAACUCUGGAGAAGGGGCCGAUGGCUCUCGGGGGGUUCGAGAACGGGUUCUCCGUGGAUGACAUCACCGCCGGCUUGCCCAACUCGGAACUGGGAUCGCAUUACGAGCACAUCAGUGCGGCUCCAGAUCCCUUAAUGAGCGCAGAUAUGAGCGCAGAGCGGCGUCGUCCGGACCUCCUCGCGUCAUACCCGGGCGGCUUCCCGCAGCCGUGUUCACACCGCAACCAGACCUUCGCCUACAUGGGGAAGUUCUCCAUCGACUCCCAGUACCCCGCGAACUGGAGCCCCGAAGGACUCAUCAACAUCGUCUCGGGCAUCUUUAACGUCGCCCCGCCGCCGCCCCCUCCUCCUCCUCCAUCCGCGUCGUCGUCCUCUUCUCCGGCGUCCUCGGCUUCUCCCGGUCACUUUUCGAGCAGGAAUUGGAGUUGCGCCAUGACUGCGGCCCAUCCCGGCCAAGCGGAGCUCGACCCCCAUCCGCUGUACUCCCCCCCGCCGCCGUACUCCUCCUCCGCCUGCGCGGAGCUCUACCAGGACCCGUCCGCGUUUCUGCCCACGUCCACCUGCCACGUCGCCUCCUACCCUGGCCCCAAGCAGCACAGCGCCCAAGACCUCUUCCCGACCGUCCCGGACUACCCCGGCUUCUUGCAGCCGGCUUGCCAGCGAGACGCGCACGUCCCGAGCAUCCCGGACCGGAAACCUUUCGGCCCGUGCUCCCUCGAUGCGUUCCGCGCGCCGCCACCUUUGACCCCGCUGAAUACGAUCCGAAAUUACACGCUCGGCGGUCCGAGCCACGAGGGCGGAGGCCCGCCUCGGCUGGCCUCGGCGUACGGCCCCCACGACCUCCCUCUGAGGCCCAUCCUGCGACCUCGGAAGUACCCCAACAGACCCAGCAAGACGCCCGUCCACGAACGCCCGUACCCGUGCCCGGCGGAGGGCUGCGACCGGCGCUUCUCCCGCUCCGACGAGCUCACCAGACACAUCCGCAUCCACACCGGACACAAGCCCUUCCAGUGCAGGAUCUGCAUGCGCAACUUCAGCCGCAGCGACCACCUCACCACGCACAUACGCACGCACACGGGCGAGAAGCCGUUCGCCUGCGACUUCUGCGGCCGCAAGUUCGCCAGGAGCGACGAGAGGAAGCGGCAUACGAAAAUCCACCUGAGGCAAAAGGAGAGAAAGUCCGCCGCGCCCGUCGGCGCGACCGACCGCGUCGCUGGCUCGUAA
Molecule: messenger RNA, 1233 nt
Organism: Phycodurus eques (leafy seadragon)
Lineage: Eukaryota; Metazoa; Chordata; Actinopteri; Syngnathiformes; Syngnathidae
Gene: egr2b
Product: early growth response 2b
Exons: 2
Coding region: 1-1233 (410 amino acids)
Biological process (GO): regulation of transcription by RNA polymerase II
Molecular function (GO): DNA-binding transcription factor activity, RNA polymerase II-specific; RNA polymerase II cis-regulatory region sequence-specific DNA binding
Source: RefSeq, a predicted model, not a curated record